Molecule: messenger RNA, 770 nt
Organism: Theobroma cacao (cacao)
Lineage: Eukaryota; Viridiplantae; Streptophyta; Magnoliopsida; Malvales; Malvaceae
Source: RefSeq, a predicted model, not a curated record
AUGGUGGAUAUGGUCUAUAUAUGUUUUGAAGAUGCUGAUGGCUCUCCUCUUGAAGGGAUCCCACAAUUUGUGUAUGCUUCAGCCCAGGGGUUCUUUUUUGUUGCAGCCACUUGGGGAAUGAGAUUUCAAGGUCAAAUUUCGGAGUCAGUUGGGAAUCUAAAAGGGCUUCAAUUGCUCAAUCUCCCCAAUAACCUUCUCGUUGGCCAAAUCCCACCAGUCAUAGGAUCCCUGUCAAACCUUGAAGCAUUGGAUCUUUCUUGCAACAAAUUGGUCGGGAGAAUCCCUUGGCAACUAACGCAGCUCAAUUUCCUUGCAGUUUUCAAUGUCUCUGACAACAAUCUCACAGGGCGUAUUCCACAAGGUCGACAAUUUGAUACAUUUGACAAUAGUUCAUUUGAUGGGAAUUUGGGGUUAUGUGGAAAUUCACUAUCAAAAAAAUGUGAGGAUUCUGACACUCCAUCACUUCCAUCAUCGAAAGAAGAAGAAGACUGGGUAUCAAUUUUCCACUUUGGUUGGAAAGUAGUGUUGAUUGGUUAUGGCUUUGGCAUGGUGGUUGGAUUGAUCAUAGGGAACAUCACAAUCACGAGAAAAGAUGAUUGGUUCAUGAAGACUUUUGGAAAGAAGCGAUGGAAGAGGCCUAUCAAAAGCCUAGCAAGGUGGUAAAAGAAGAGUGCAAGUGGCAAGACAAUGAAACCUAUCAAAGCCAGCAUGCCUUGAGCUAUCAUAGGUGAAGUAGGCUAGCUUUUACUCGUUCAAAAAUCUCCAGCUUA